Molecule: messenger RNA, 3520 nt
Organism: Calidris pugnax (ruff)
Lineage: Eukaryota; Metazoa; Chordata; Aves; Charadriiformes; Scolopacidae
Gene: COQ10B
Product: coenzyme Q10B
Exons: 4
Coding region: 645-1229 (194 amino acids)
Biological process (GO): ubiquinone biosynthetic process; cellular respiration
Cellular component (GO): mitochondrion
Molecular function (GO): ubiquinone binding
Source: RefSeq, a predicted model, not a curated record
UUAGAAUUGCCAACAUUUUUAAAGGUAAUUUAUUAACUUUUAUUUAUGGAAAGACAGUGUUGAAAGUUUUGCAUGGUAUUUUUUGAAGGAAAUUUUGAAAGCUGGAUAGGCAAUGCACUUUCUGAAAGGACUUUGAAAGGGAAACUGUCCUUUUAAGAGAAGGAAGGCAGCAGAGAGAUUAUGGCAGUGUUCAACUUUGUAUCGCCAAGGGGAACCUUCUCUUGUUUGCGUAUUCCAAAAGGGUAAAGUAUUGCAGGCUAUGCCUUGAUUUUGAUAUUAAGAAAGCCUGUUCUGCAAAUUAAGUGCAUAUGAGGCUUGUACAUGAACUCAGGCUGCCAGGAAGCCUAUAUUUAAUGGGAGCCUUUGUAUUUUACUCUGCCAGUUACUUUUCUCGUGACUGGGGGCUAUUUUUAGUUUCUCCUAAGGGGAAAAAAAAAAUCCCCUUGUGUUUUUAACAGUUUAUAUACUGCUACGAGCCUUUGGUUUUCCGUCUGAAUCUGACAUUUUCUGACAUUCAAUCAUGUUGAAUGUUAUACAACUGAUUGUUUGUCUCCCCUGAAUGUGUUGUUAUUUAUUUUGCUGAUAUGAAACAUAUCUAAAAGCACUUUCACUGUUGCAGGCACUUGGCUUCUUGUGGUAUUCUGAUGACCAGAGCUGCUCCUUUGCAAGUACCUGUAAUGAGCCAUACCUUUUCAAGAACUUUCUUCAACAUUGCUGCUCCGCUAGUAAAUAAAAGAAAAGAAUAUUCUGAAAGAAGAAUUAUAGGGUAUUCUAUGCAGGAAAUGUAUGAAGUUGUUGCACUUGUGGAGAAUUACAAACUAUUUGUUCCUUGGUGUAAGAAGUCAGAUAUAUUAUCGAAGCGCUCUGGAUACUGCAAAGCACAGCUAGAAAUAGGAUUCCCUCCGGUAGUAGAGAGGUAUACAUCGGUUGUUACCCUAGUGAGACCACAUUUAGUUAAGGCAUCCUGCACAGACGGAAAACUAUUUAAUCACUUGGAAACAGUAUGGCGUUUCAGCCCAGGUAUCCCUGGUUAUCCAAGGACAUGUACAUUGGAUUUUUCAGUUUCUUUCGAAUUUCGUUCACUUUUACACUCAAAACUCGCUACGCUGUUUUUUGAUGAAGUGGUAAAGCAGAUGGUGGCUGCAUUUGAAAGAAGAGCCUCCAAACUCCAUGGCCCAGAAACAACCAUACCUCGGGAGCUAAUGCUUCAUGAAGUUCAUCAGACUUAAAAGGGAAGAUUGUAACGACCUCCAUUAUAAACUUGUUUGUACACUUUGUUUGUACAAGAGGUGCCGUGCUCCUCCUUCGGGGCAUUUAUUUCAUAUCUGAGCUUUGUGUGUGACUUUAUACUGUACAAACCCCACCUGUUCAGCCAGAUGUAUAUAGAAUGUUCAAGCUGCAAUCAAGUGCAACUUUAAGUGUUACCAGUAACAGACAGUCGUCAGCUACUGUAACACAGGAUGUCUCAGGCUGCCGAUUAACUUGUGUAAUCACAGUUGUAAGUUCUGCCUUAUCCAAGCUUAUGGUUGUUGGUUUGUUUUUUUCAGCAUUGUAACAUAUUAACUCAAGUUUAAGUUAUUAGUUGUGUGACUGUAACCUAACGGCCAACCCGUGCCAAGCGGAGGGAAACUGAGGUUCUGGCUGUGGGGAGUAGGAACAGUUUGUCAAGCAUCAAACAGCAGGUGCUUUUAAUCCAAAUGAAGGACAAGGGUAAGUCAGGAGUGUCCAGCUGCUGUGGAAUUCCAACCAGCAAGGGCAAUAGGAACAACAACGCAGCCUUAACACCCUUGACUUGUCAGAAGUUAAACGUGAGGAGUACUGUAAACUGAGCAGUUUCAGCUAUAGCCACGUGGCCCUUAGCUCUGGCCACUUACAAAUCUGCAGUAUGUUUGGGAGGCUCUUUCACUGUUACGCACUGCAGUUAAGUGAGAUGUAUCCACCAUAACCCAAGGCAAACAGGUCCCAGUUCCAACAAUUUUAAACCAAGUAAAUAGACGUUACCUCUUUGAGAGCUGGGGCACGAACGUACAACAUUCUGCACCACAGUGCUGCCCCCGGGAAGGAAGUGUCCUCUGCUUACUGCAGGCUAAGCACACCUCAGGCCAGUUGUCAUUAAAAAACAGAAUAGAGAGCUACACUUUAGCUCUUAGGUUUUAGUUCAGUACCAUUUGAUUAGCAGCUACCUUAAUUGUUUUCAGUAGUUGUAUUCUCUACAUUAAUACUCUCCAUUCUGAAGUGAAUAGGCUGUAACAGUUUAAGCGCUCUCUCUGUGCUGCCCUGCAUUACCAUUGUUCUUUACUGGAAUUAGGUGAAGCUUCAGGACAGGUUAUGAAGCUGGUCCCUUCUCCAAAGCGUCCGCAACCCACACAGUUACCACAGAGCAGGGUGUGAAAUAACAUAGGAAGGGAUGCUUCAGGACAGAGCCAGGCCUGAAGCCGUUCAGACCAUGUAGAUCCUUUUCCAGAAAGAGCAGUUGAACUGCCCUUCACACACCCUGUCUGUGAAGGAUAGUUCUUCCUAAAGGUAGGAAGCUGGGGAAAGUGACAGCUGGAGUAAGAGGUCAAUUUUAAAGCACUGAGAAGUUGUGAAGUAAUUUUGUUUGUUGAGACAGAGGAAAAACGUACACAAGUUUGGAAAGGGGAGUUGAAAAGGAGGGAGAAAAGACUUUCGAGCAUUGUUAUCAGCCAAGUCAGGUCAAAAAACACAGUAGUUGGCAAAGCUGUCAUUUUUAAGGGCAAAACAGCACCUAGUGCAAAGUAAUUCAAACUAAAUCCUGGAGCCCGUUACCAGAAAGCUGGGACACAAGACUGGAAGUAACCACAAACUGCACCCGAGCAAGAGAAGUAUUUAAAAACCCCACAACCCUUUCUCAGCAAAGACAACUUACCUGUUUCAUGUCCUCGGGGCACGUUCCCUCCCACAGCGCUGUGAGAUGCACUGGGCCUGUUCCGGCACGUGGAAGGAUGGUGCAAAAUAAAGUCAGGGCAAAAUAAAGUCAAUGCACAUGCCUUAUUUUCAUAGCAUUUUUUAAUAUUUCAAAGAACUGUACUGCCAGUUCAGCUUAGGUAUUUCUUACCAAAAUUAAAGUCACUUGUACUUCUGAGAAACAUUCUAGACAAAGGAAUGUUUCCUGGAGGGACAUGCCCUGUCAUUUCCAAGCAUAAGUGUCAGAUUUCUAGUAAAUCUUAGAAGUAGGAAACCGUCAAGGUUCUCCCAUGACUAUGGCUUUGUGUGCAGAUGAAUGAGGUGAUACAUUUCAUAACUUUUGAGCAGUUUGUUUUAUUACAUAAAGGUCACAUAACUGUAUAUUUGCCUACUUUGUACACAAUUGUCUAGUCUCACGCACAGUGGCUUCCAAGUUCUUCCUACUACUGGCAAGCACCAGGAAAUUCUGAAACAGAAUAUCAAGUGCCUUAAGUUUAAAUCGGGACCUUGGUAGAUGGAUCUUGCACCCAGUUUAUCAGGAAUGUACAAAUGUCUUUAUUCAAAAAAUACAAAAUAAAUUAUCUGUAGGCAUGGA